This is a messenger RNA of Cladophialophora immunda, 2073 nucleotides long. RefSeq lists its product as uncharacterized. Gene Ontology annotation, cellular component: CTDK-1 complex. Bases 315 to 1112 code for a protein of 265 amino acids. The record is from RefSeq and is a predicted model, not a curated record. Gene Ontology annotation, biological process: positive regulation of DNA-templated transcription, elongation; positive regulation of transcription by RNA polymerase I. Lineage: Eukaryota; Fungi; Ascomycota; Eurotiomycetes; Chaetothyriales; Herpotrichiellaceae. The transcript has a single exon.
CUGCAAGGCACACCAAUAGGUAGAGAUUCUAUAGUGAUAGUUGCUGUCACAGCGCCUUUUGAACCUUCUGCAGUACCUGUACGAAGUAUACCACAUCCAUUUCGUGCAUUUUACACCAAGCCGAAGUGGCGCUUCCGGAAAGGAAGGCCGUCUACCCCACUGGCAACAGUGAACGAUCCAUGCGCGGUGUAUUGUUUGCCCUCCCCCGAACCAAAGAGCAGACCAUGUGAACACCACCGGUACGCUUCCAUACUUCUUGCCACAAAGCCUUACCUCCUGCUGGCAAUCGCUCCCCUGUACACAUCACCAUCAUCAUGGCCGACCCUUUCGAAGUGCGCAUGCGCUUCACCAACCUCCUCACCCACCUCUCUGCGUCCGCCACAGCCUCGAUCAAAACCGCGCACUAUGCCCUCAAACACCGGGACAUGGACGAAGACCUCCACUCGUGCAUUCUCGAAAACCUCGAGCGAGGAAACACAAACAUGAACAACCGCGCCAACAUCAUGUACUUCUUGGAACACCACGCGGACAUCAACAUGAAGGAAGGAGGCCACGAGGCCUACGUGGAGAUGGUCAAGAGGGACAUUGCGAGGAUCGUGGACGCGGUUGCGCAGAGCGGUGCCAACGUUAAAGUCGUGAGGCGAGUCGUUACGGGGCUGGGCGAGAAAGGCGUCCUCACGCCCCAGGUGAUCGGCACAAUCGAGAGCGGGUUGAAGGACAAGGAGGAGAAGCUGGGGAAACUGCUGGGAGACGAAGAUGGCGAGCCAGAAGCGUCGGCCGACAAGGAUGCCAUGGACCUCACCGCGGCGGAAGGAGGCGCGGGGGAUGGUGCUCAGAAACCGACGCCGCGGACCGGAGCAGAGCGGUCGGGGAAGCCAAACGGCGUAUCGAAGAUGGAUAAGCGGGCGAUCGAGCAGAGGAUAGAAGAGGACAGAGAGCGGAACAAACGACUACGGGAAAGCGUCUGGGCGGUCACGGGCGACGACGAUCAGGAAUUAGACAAAAUGUGGGAGGAGGGUGCUUUGCUGGGUGAAGACGAACAUGUCAUCGCCGAUGAAGAGGCGGAAGAACGUCUUCAAUUCGUCUGUUAUCAUCGAGCUCUCGCUACUUGAAAUCUACCAGCCACGGACAAGGCGCUCUGUGAAGCCAUGCGAUGGUUAUCCUAAUCCUCCAACUCUGGCCCAGAAGCCUCGGACUCGGAUCCCGCCACCGAAUACGGACGAAAGGUCGCUGUUGAAACACGGCGGCGGUUUCUGAAAACGGCAACCAUGAACCGUAUGAACUGUUCGAAUGAGCGCAAUCAACAAGCGCAGAGAAUGGCGAGAGAAUGGCCUUAAACUUUUGGCCUCUUAGGCCUGGAGGCUUCACUGUUCGACGACUCCUCAUCCUCAUCAUCCUCAACAACCCUUCUUUUGCGCACGACGCUGGAUGACUCUCCGUUUCCAUGCUGAUCUGCUUCUUUCUCUUUUCGCAGCGCAUACGACAAGAUGAGGCCUUCAUAUUCAUCCUCCUGUGCACGAGCACUAUCCUCAAUUUGAGGCAGUCGCUCUUCGAACGGGAUCUGACUGAGCAAAUCCUUAUUCUUCUUGAUGAUACGCUGUUUCAGUAACAGUCGCCACCAAUAAUAGGCGCGGUCGUCUGGAUUGGGAGCUUUGGCACCCCUAACCAUAAGGCUGGUAAGGGACGCUCCACCAGCCGAACGACGCGAAUAUGGGAUCUGGGCCAGAAGAUACAUUUCCACCAUCCUGGCAAACUGACGCCCUGCGAUCUUGUUCUUGGACCGGAUCGCUUGAAGCUCAUCAAGGGGGAGCAGUUUCGCAGUGGGUAUGCGUUUCAAACGUCCCCGUUCCAUACUGGCAAAAGGCGACGUGUCUAUCUUGAGAUUGAUUGCUUUGAACUGUGGUUCUAGAAUGUCGAAGUCAUUCAUGUCACGUAAUUUGUCGAAUUCCUCGCUCGGAUCCUCAACUGUUAGUUCCAACACCGUCGGAUCGGCCAUAACCUCAUCGUAUAUUGCCUGGUAAAGAGCCGAACCAUGGCCCGAGCUUUGAAAAGGUGGUGUGAUCAAGAAUUGCG